Fraxinus pennsylvanica is the source of this 705-nucleotide messenger RNA. The record is from the annotation of a GenBank genome assembly. NCBI's taxonomy places the organism in Eukaryota, Viridiplantae, Streptophyta, Magnoliopsida, Lamiales, Oleaceae.
AUGGAUCGGUACCAAAAGGUUGAGAAGCCAAAGGUGGAAACACCAAUUAAUGAGAAUGAGAUUCGGAUUACUAGCCAAGGCAGGAUGCGGAGCUAUAUCACUUAUGCCAUGAGUCUACUUGAGGAAAAGGGUUCAGAGGAAAUUCUGUUCAAAGCAAUGGGCAGGGCCAUCAACAAAACUGUAACAAUAGUGGAGUUGAUUAAGAGGAGAAUUGUUGGUCUUCACCAAGUCACAGCCAUUCAAUCAACAGACAUAACUGACACAUGGGAACCAUUAGAGGAAGGCCUCCAAACUCUGGAAACCACAAGGAAGGUUUCGGUGGUCUCAAUCACGCUCUCAAAGAAGGAGUUGGAUACAACAAAUGUUGGGUACCAACCACCAAUACCAGCUGACCAGGUGAAGGUGUCUACAGAGGUUGAUUAUGAAGGAGGGAAUGGUUUUGCACCCAUUGAGUACGAAGAUGGAGGUUAUGAUCGGAAUCCUAGAUAUGCCCGGGGUAGGGGACGUGGCAGAGGUCGCAAUUUCCGGGGCCGUGGUAGGGGAGGGUAUGGUGGCUCUCUGGUGGAUACUCAGCCUGAUGCUGGAGGUUACAAUCAAGAAGCACCUUUUCAGGGCCGAGGUCGUGGCCGUGGGAGGGGAUCUCGUGGCCGGGGUCGUGGAUUCAGAUCUAAUGGGCCGAUCUAUGCUACUGCUGGAGGUGCUUAG